Nannospalax galili (Upper Galilee mountains blind mole rat) is the source of this 380-nucleotide messenger RNA. RefSeq names its product protein FAM24A-like. Bases 1 to 321 code for a protein of 106 amino acids. NCBI's taxonomy places the organism in Eukaryota, Metazoa, Chordata, Mammalia, Rodentia, Spalacidae. The transcript is spliced from 2 exons. The record is from RefSeq and is a predicted model, not a curated record.
AUGUCUAAGCCUUUUGACCUCCAGACGACGAUUAUACUCAUCAUUGGUUGUGGUAUCCUGGCAGCCAUGUUCAUGUUAAUAGGAGUUGUCCUCUGUCUUUACUCUAAAGUAACCAAUGCACUGAAGUCAUGUGGAACUUCGAAGGAAGCAGAUGCUCUAAGCUGUACUCAUUCAUGCAACGUCACCCCGGACAAGGUCAUCCAGGCCAAACCCCUCCUUGCUGAGUCUUCUCGCGCCCUCCAGUGCUGUGAUGCAUGUAGCGUCUACGCUGAUGUUGGCGGCCUGCCACCUUGCUUUUGUGACCAAAGUGAAGGACUCUGACAUGGCUGUGGUGGACACAAAAAAAUCUUUGUGAGAGAUAUUUUGAAUUUCUUAGUAGA